UUCGAGCCCAACUUCACUCUCUUCGAGAAGUGCGAGGUGAACGGGGCGAAGGCGCACCCGCUCUUCGCCUUCCUGCGGGAGGCCCUCCCGGCGCCCAGCGACGACCCCACCGCGCUCAUGAGCGACCCCAGGUCCAUCAUCUGGUCCCCGGUGUGCCGCAACGACGUGGCCUGGAAUUUCGAGAAGUUCCUGGUGGGCCCCGACGGCGUGCCGGUGCGCAGGUACAGCCGGCGCUUCCCCACCAUCGACAUCGAGCCCGACAUCGAGGCCCUGCUGUCCGCGGGCCCCGGCCCGGCGUAGGGCCCCCUCCCGUCCCGGCCCGGCAGGGGCCAGCUGCCCUCCGAGGGUUCAUCCAUGAAGAGGUUUGCUCCCAACCUGCAUAGAGCAACAUCCGAUUCCCCGUAACCCCCGGAGGCGCCACCGGCCCUGCCCACCCCCCCUCCACUCUCCCAGACCAAGUGAGUUCCCCGCAAUAAAGUGCUGGGUGUCACACAA
Messenger RNA from Chinchilla lanigera (long-tailed chinchilla), 495 nucleotides. RefSeq names its product glutathione peroxidase 1 (gene Gpx1). Gene Ontology annotation, cellular component: mitochondrion; cytosol. Gene Ontology annotation, biological process: hydrogen peroxide catabolic process; response to selenium ion; glutathione metabolic process. Gene Ontology annotation, molecular function: glutathione peroxidase activity. Lineage: Eukaryota; Metazoa; Chordata; Mammalia; Rodentia; Chinchillidae. The record is from RefSeq and is a predicted model, not a curated record.